ACACUGCAACUAAAACUAAGCAUCUUUUUUAACAAAAGUAAUUUUUUAGCAGGAAAAACAUUGAAAUAAGCCCAAUAAUUACCCCAAAAUGGGCCGCCGAUGCUGCGUGGCCAACUGCCCCUCGACGUCCCGCCUGCUGGAGCACCACGGCGUCACUUACCACUCCUUCCCCCUCGAUCCCGUCAUCCGGGCCAUCUGGAUAAAGAACUCGCGCAUCAGCCUGGAUCGCCAGAUCACCAAGAGCGUGCUUGUCUGCUCGCGCCACUUCCGGCGCCUGGAUUUCAACACGAUUCGCAAUGGCAAGUAUCUGCUGAAGCCACGUGUCUUCCCCACCGUCUUCCCGUGGGGCAAGAUGGACUCCGCCGAGAUAGAGGCUGACCACCGCGCCCUGCAGCAGGCCAGCGUCGAGGGAACGGCGGUCGCCGGAGCGGAUCCCUCGUCGGCCAACGAGGACGUGAUCAAGGCCACCGUGGACAAUAUCGUGGCGCAGAUUCUGGCAGAGACUGCCGAGCGCAACUCCUCGGCGGCUUCCGAGGAGCCAAAGACGUCCAAGGCGGAUAAGGAGAAGGAAGCGGCAAAAACCAGUGCUGCCCCGGAGACUGGGGAGGAGGUGCCCAAGCCAGCACAGGAUUCUGUAGCCGCUCCCGCUGUUGUCCCGGCCAGCGAAGUAGCUGCCCCCUCUGCAGCGGCGACUUCCGCCUCGAACUCGCCGCUGCCUGGCACGCCGGUCAAGUACAGCAACCCCACCAAUCUGACUAUCGGCGCCCGCUUGGAGGCCUUGAGUGUGGAGGGCAACUGGCUGCCCGCCCGCAUCGUGGAGGUGAAUGAAACGGAGCAGACGCUGCUCGUGCGCUUCGAGCGCAACCACAAGCUGAAGGUGUCGCCGUCGACGAGCGGCAGCUUCCAGGAAUGGAUGUCCAUCAAGUCGGAGCGGCUGAGGCAGCGCCUCAGCAACCGCGUGCUGCCCAUCUUUGAGCUGGAGGAGAAGUGCAUGGCCCGCUGGUCGGGGCCGCGCAAGUUUCCGGGCACCGUUCGCAGGCUGCUGGGCAACGACACCUACGAAGUGCUCUUCGACGAUGGCUACACCAAGAACGUGCGUGCCGUGCACAUGAACAAGCUGCCCAAGCAGCUUCUUCCCGUCGUGGGAGUGGAUGCCGCAGCAGUUAAGGCUCCGGCACCGCCUGGAACUCCAUCUGCAGCUGCGACUCCAGUGCCCGCCGCCACACCUGUGGCUCCAAAGAGGGCCAGUACUGGCAGCAGUGCCAGUGGUGCCUCGAGCAGCAAGAAGAGCAAGAGCGCGCCCCAGCGCAGGGAUUGGCCGCUUCUAGACAUGGCCAGCUUGGACAUAGCUGCUUUGGGCUUGCCGGAGAUACCUCAUGACGGGGAGUGGACCUGUCACUGGGUAAAUGACCAGCCAAUUGGAGCCGAGGGCUUCCUGAUUGUGGGCGAGCACCAGAAGCCCACAGUGAUCGUGCAGGACUGGAGACUUCCACCCGGCUGGAUUAAACACAUGUACCAGCGCUCCAAUGUGCUCGGCAAGUGGGACGUCAUCCUGGUCUCGCCCAGUGGCAAGCGGUUCCGCUCCAAGUCCGACCUGAAGGUGUUUCUCGAAUCGCAAGGCUUGGUAUACAAUCCGGAUGUAUAUGACUUCAGCAUCCACCGGCGUCGGGCCAAGGACAUCAAUGCCUAUGUCUACACACAUGACUAUAAUCCGCAGCCACCGCCCAAGCCCAAGCCCAUGGAUGUGUCGCUGGACUCUACGAUGGAGCGUAGCAACACAACUUUAUCAUCUUUGCCAUCGACUCCAAUGCCCGUCAAGGAGAGCCAGUACAUGGAGGCACCGGUGGCUUCUCUGAUGCCACCAGCAGAGCUCAUGUCGCCGCAGGCCCUGCUAACUGAUGAAGGCAAGCCGAAGACUAACCCAGAGCAGCUGGAAGCUAUUGAGGGUGGUGCAGCCCUGCCUCUGGAGGGUGGCGCUCCUCCAGCGGAGAAUGGCUUUGCUUAUAUUGGCGGCCUAAAAGUCCAGCUCCAGGAGAAUCUGUACGUAUGCCCGCGCGAGGGUUGCGGCAAGACCUAUCGCAAGGAGGACUUCUUGCUUAUUCAUAUACGUCACUACCACAAGGAGUUUGCCGAGUACGUGAGCAACUGCCCGAAGAUGCAGGAGUUGGCGGUGAAGCGCACACACGCCUCUUCCAUCGAGCAGGGUGAUGCAGCUCCCAAGAACCAAAUACCAAACCAGCAAUUCUUUGCCAAGCUGCACCAACAGGAUAUGCAGCAGUCGCGGUCUUUUAAGCGUCAGUCAGUUCCCCCAACGGUCACGUCGCCCAAGGCGGCUGGUGCUCUGCCAGUUGCUUCUCCAACCAAGACAAUUGUAUCGCCCAAAACGGAGCCACUGGACACGAUGGCGUCCGAUGAAGGUGUCAUCAAUCAAGAGCAGGUUUCGUUGGAGGCUGGAGCUACCGCCUCAGUGACUCCUGGACUGAAUCGUUCCGCUAAGAGGGCUCGUUUCUCGCCGACAAAGCGUUCAUCCGGCUCAAGGAAGAGCAACCGCCAGCGGUCACAGCGGCGCAGCAAUGCGACCGACACUACGACCGUUCAUAACUUGAGUGAACACGAUGCCGACGAGACGCGUCAGUCCUUCAACACUCCCACGCCGGAUGCACGCAUCGAUUCGAAGAAACGCCGCUCUGCUCCCGCUGCUCCAGCCAUCAGCUCCAUUGACUCUCCGGUUAUGGUGGAUUCGGUGUCCACACCGUCGUCCAAUGACCAGGCCGACAUAAAUGCCGCUCUUCCGCCGCCGGCAGACACGAUUGGGAAGGCGCCGCAAUACAUCAAGGAGAACGGCGAACUGAUUCGCAUCGUGCGAAUGCGUCAAGAGGAGAUUAUCAACUGCCUCUGCGAGUAUGGCGAGGAGGACGGCCUGAUGAUACAGUGCGAGCUGUGUCUGUGCUGGCAGCAUGGCGCAUGCAAUGGCAUUGUGAAGGAGUCGGACGUGCCGGAAAAGUACGUCUGCUACAUCUGCCGCAAUCCACAGAGGGGACGGGACUCAAUGAGGUUUAAGCACGACCAGGACUGGCUGUUCGAGGGUAAGUUGCCGGUGGCCGGGUACCACACAUCGAAUCCCCAGGCUAUCAAACAAUCGGAGCUAUUGAAGCGCUCGCACACGCUUACCGGCAACCUGCUGGACGCCAGACGCUCGAUGCACUCGCUGCUGGUGAAGAUCAACAUCGCUAAAAACCGUUCCCACCCAAAGCUGUAUCUGUGGGCAAAGAAGUGGGAUGAGGACCAGGUGGACGCCGCUACCUUGACGCCGGUGAAGCGACCGAAGACAGAAAUUCCCGACCUACCGCACGUUCCGCAGCCGGAGGCGGCCAUCGAUCCGGAGGAGUGCCAGUACCGCCUGAUCGAGCACGUUAAGGUGCAGCAGUCCCUGGUCAUGAAUCGGCUGAACGACAUUGAGGCCGAGAUGGACGAGCUUGAAAAGGAAGACAGCCUGGAAGACUUGAAAGACAGCGAUAUCUCCACCACCAAAGAGGCCAUGGCCACAUUCAUCAAGGAGCUGGAGACUAUGAAGCGCCUUGCCCGGCUCAAUCAGGUGGCUAAUAUUAAGCAGAGCUUAAAGGAUACCCCAAAUCAGUAGGUCCUUAGUGCCCAAAGGAGAAGAACAAAUCUUAAAGUAAUAUAUUUGGUAUAUUAAUUUGGAUUAAUCGUAGAGCUUCAUGGGUUAAUUUAAAGUAGAGAAGUAGCUUCUUGUUUCUAAUACCAUCUCCAUUUGUUACAAAAUAUCAACUUUAAGAGAGAAAAAAGCUUUUCCAACUCCGUUUAAAAAUGAAUGGAAGACAAAGGAGGAUCCAUUAUUCAGGCUUUCAAAAACACAUUUAAUAAAAGGAGAAAUUUAACAGUUAUGUACUAAGUUCUUUAAAAUUCUAUUAGCUCGUAAAAUACUGUUACCAAUAAAGCGGAUAUUUAAUAUUAA
Molecule: messenger RNA, 3976 nt
Organism: Drosophila kikkawai
Lineage: Eukaryota; Metazoa; Arthropoda; Insecta; Diptera; Drosophilidae
Gene: MBD-R2
Product: MBD-R2
Biological process (GO): regulation of transcription by RNA polymerase II
Cellular component (GO): NSL complex
Molecular function (GO): DNA binding
Source: RefSeq, a predicted model, not a curated record